This is a messenger RNA of Cottoperca gobio, 5592 nucleotides long. It is a transcript of the gene pik3cd, whose product is annotated as phosphatidylinositol-4,5-bisphosphate 3-kinase, catalytic subunit delta. Bases 384 to 3506 code for a protein of 1040 amino acids. Gene Ontology annotation, cellular component: phosphatidylinositol 3-kinase complex; plasma membrane; cytoplasm. The record is from RefSeq and is a predicted model, not a curated record. The transcript is spliced from 23 exons. Gene Ontology annotation, molecular function: 1-phosphatidylinositol-3-kinase activity; 1-phosphatidylinositol-4-phosphate 3-kinase activity. NCBI's taxonomy places the organism in Eukaryota, Metazoa, Chordata, Actinopteri, Perciformes, Bovichtidae. Gene Ontology annotation, biological process: phosphatidylinositol 3-kinase/protein kinase B signal transduction; phosphatidylinositol-3-phosphate biosynthetic process; cell migration.
UCACUUUCACUUCGCGCGUAAAGUGUUGGUGGACGGUCCCUUGGCCCGCAAACAGCCGCAGAGCGCAGCCGCUCACUCAGUCCGGCCAGUGCAACAACAACACUGCAUGGAUGACGGCGCACUUGACCGACGCAGGGAAUCACUUCACCGCUUCACACGAGCCGUGUACGUCCGUUCGAGCUGGAUUUACAACACCUCACCUCACUUCAACUUCACACGAAUACAUCCGCUGCCUACAGCCGUGAGCGAGACAUGUCACCGUGAAGCUACAGCCUCCAUCUUCGCUGCAAUAAAACCAUGAAGAGAUGACCGGCGUGUAGCGCUGACAGGCAAGUGUCUGCGCUAACAGCAGAGGAGCUGACGGUAAAUGAGAGGCCGUCACCAUGCCCCCGGGGAAGUAUGGGAUGCAGGAGGAAUGGGAGAAGGAUGGGGACCAGGAGAUCGUGAUGGACUUCCUGCUGCCGACUGGGAUCUUUCUCAAAUUCCCUGUGUCUCCAAAUGACACCAUCAAAACCCUAAAAAAAAUGGUUUGGAAAAAUGCCAGAAGCGAGGCCCUUUUCAGUGCUCUGGGGGAUCCUGACGCAUACGUCUUCACCUGCAUCAACCAGACGGCAGAGAGGGAGGAACUGGAGGAAGAAUCGAGGCGCAUAAGCGACAUACGGCCCUUCAUGUGUGUUCUGAGGCUGGUGGCGAGGGAGGGCGACCGAGUGAAGAAACUCACCAACACACAAAUCAGCUGGUUGAUAGGCAAAGGUUUGCAUGAAUUUGAGGCCCAGAAGAACCACGAGGUGAACGAGUUUCGGACGAAGAUGCGUGCAUUUUGCGAAGAGAAGGCUCAGGAGCGGCAGAUGUUGCCAUGGCAGCAGUGGAUGGAGUACAGCUUCCCGUGCGACCUGGAGCCAUGCUGCACUCCGCCAGAGUUUGGGAAAGUGAAGUCAAAAAACACCAAGAAAGCUUUCAUCAAUGUCAAGUUUGAGGCUUGCGAUGAAAGCUUCAUGCUGCAGCAAGACCCUCAGGACCUCCCAAUGACUCUGAUUAGGAGCGCCCUGAAGAAGAAAGCCCACGUCUUUCGCUCAGUGCGACAGGAGCCAGAGGACUUCACUUUGCAGGUCAACGGGAAGUGGGAGUUCAUCUAUGGGAAACAUCCCAUCUGCCAGUUCAAAUACAUCUUCUUGUGUCUGAGAAAUGGCCAAAACCCUCACCUAACCAUGGUGCACCACUCCACCAUCCAGAAAUUUCAGAAUGCACAGGGCCUAAUGUGCAGCCAGAUAUACAGAAAUCGCUCCUUGUCCAGGCCUCCUCCCCUGCCCCUUAAGAAGCAGAACACCUCUUCUCUAUGGUCCAUCAAUGAACCUUUCUACAUUCACCUGCUGCAGGGCAGCCGAGUCAACGCAGACGAAGGAAUGAAGCUUGUGGUGCAGGCUGGCCUCUUCCAUGGCAGCGAAUUCCUCUGUAAGGUGGUGACAACCUCGGAGGUGACUGUGUGCUCUGAGCCGCUGUGGGAUCAGAAGCUGGAGUUUGACAUAAACGUGGCUGACCUGCCUCGCAUGAGCCGCCUGUGCUUCGCGCUCUAUGCUGUCAUUGAGAAAACCAAGAAACCCCGCGGCACUAAAAAGAAGCAUAAGAAAGCGGAUUGUCCGAUAGCCUGGGUGAACACCAUGGUGUUCGACUACAAGGACCAGCUGAAGACCGGGGAGUUCCUCUUGUCCACGUGGCCAUCUGUUCCUGAUGACAAAAGCGACAUGUUGAUUCCGAUGGGGACAGUCGAGAAGAACCCAAACGUGGACAGUGCUGCCGGGCUUCUCAUUCGCUUCCCUAACAUCCGGCCACAUCCUCUCUAUUACCCUCCGUUGGACAAGGUGGGUGACAUGGAGAAGAACGGGGAUGCAGCUAUUGCCACAAAAGAAGAGUUUAUGAAACUAAAAGAAAUCAUGGACGACAAAAACCACACAGAGAUCUUUGAGGACGAGAAGGAGCUCUUGUGGAAGCUCCGCACAGACGUCCGCGACCAUUAUCACGAAAGUCUGUCCAAGCUGCUCCUCGUCACCAAGUGGAAUCGGCACGAGGACGUAGUUCAGAUGGUGGGUUUACUGAGUAACUGGCGGGACCUCCCUGCCAUUAAUGCCUUGGAGCUCUUGGACUACAGUUUUCCCGAUCCAGCCGUCCGCUCUUUCACAAUCCGAUGCCUCAGGAAGCUCAGUGAUGAUGAACUGCUACAGUACUUAAUCCAGCUGGUCCAGGUUCUGAAGUACGAGUCCUACUUGGACUGUGACCUCACCACUUUCCUGCUAGAAAGGGCUUUGUCCAAUUGGAGGAUUGGACACUUUCUGUUUUGGCAUCUCAGGUCAGAGAUUCACGUGGCGUCUGUGAGUUUGCGUUUUGGCCUGAUUUUGGAGGCCUACUGCAGGGGAAACAUCCACCACAUCAAGAUUUUGACCAAACAGAACGAGGCUCUGGGCAAAAUGAAGGCCCUGAGUGACUUUGUCAAGUCAGGCUCCCAGAAGAUGACAGCGGAUGCCCUGAAGCUGUGUAUCAGACAGGAGUCCUACCUGGAGGCUCUGUCAGACCUGCUGUCACCACUCAACCCCAGCAUCAUCCUUGCUGAGAUCUGCCCAGACAAGUGCAGGUAUAUGGACUCCAAGAUGAAGCCGAUCUGGCUGAUGUAUAACCCCAGGGUUCAGGAAGACAUGGUGGGCAUCAUCUUCAAGAACGGAGAUGAUCUUCGACAAGACAUGUUGACCCUCCAGAUGAUCCAGCUCAUGGAGAAUUUAUGGAAGAAAGAAGGCCUGGAUCUCAGGAUGAUCCCAUAUGGCUGCUUGUCCACCGGGAACAAGAUGGGGCUCAUCGAGGUCGUGAAGAACUCCGACACCAUCGCAAACAUCCAGCGUAACAGCAGCAACAGUGCCGCCACCGCUGCUUUCAACAAGGAUGCCCUGCUCAACUGGCUCAAAUCUAAGAAUCCUGAGGACAAACUUGAGCAAGCAAUAGAAGAGUUCACCCUGUCCUGCGCUGGCUACUGUGUAGCUACUUACGUCCUGGGCAUUGGAGAUCGUCACAAUGACAAUAUCAUGAUCCGGGAAACUGGACAGCUGUUUCACAUUGAUUUUGGGCAUUUCUUGGGCAACUUCAAGAGGAAACUGGGGAUCAACCGGGAGCGUGUGCCUUUUAUCUUGACUUAUGACUUUGUCCAUGUGAUCCAACAAGGAAGGACGAACAACAGUGAGAAGUUUGAGAGGUUCAGAGAGUACUGCGAGCGGGCCUACAAGAUCCUGUGCCGGAACGGGACGCUAUUCGUCAACCUCUUUGCUAUGAUGAAGGCAGCAGGAUUGCCAGAGCUCACAUCCUGCAAAGACAUCCAGUAUUUAAAGGACUCUCUAGCUUUGGGCAAAUCAGAGGAAGAGGCACUGAAGAAUUUCAAAGUGAAGUUCAAUGAAGCUCUGCGAGAAAGCUGGAAGACGAAGGUCAACUGGAUGAUGCACUCCUUGGCCAAAGAUAAUCGACCGUGAAGAACACUGUACCAAGGAAACCUGAAGGCCGACCAAACAUUAUGGAUUUUAACUUAUUGAGAAAAAAGGGAAGAAAACACAAUCAAAUAUUUUACUUUAUUGUGGCAUUCAAAGACACUCAGCAUAUGUUUACAUCUGACUGGCCUGUCUGUGCUAAAUAACUACUAAGUGGAGGCAUCCAGACAUGAUACAAACAUGGGAAUGCCUUUGACUCGAGGACAUAUUGUAUCAUCAAAAAUCAUAAACAAGCUUUUGAUGUGUUAAAAUUGCUACUUGAAAACCACCUGCACGUGCAAAAGUGUCCGGAAACACAAGCAGGGGCCGAAUGUUCAUCUCACCGACUGCGUCGCUCAGCAGGGAGCAAACUUUACGAUGACUUUAGGCGAAACCGUUUAGUCACGGAGUUCAAUAACAGGGCGACAGUUUCACCUCAAGUCUUUUUUACGGUUAUGACCCUCGACGGCUGUUUGUCAUUUCCUCUCAUUUCAACAGCCAUCUUUGCAAUUGUGUCUUGUUUAUUUUAGUGUAUUUUAUUUAACUCUGUAGCUCUGAAUUACUUGUACAAAACUCUGAAGGAUAUUUUAGAAAGAUGUGUUUUACUGCUGUUUUGAUGUGUAUGUUGCCUUUGGAGUGCCAGUAGACAGGAAGCAAUGUAACAUUUACAAUUUAUUGUAAGGUGAGGAAAUAGCUUUAAAUGGGGCCUUUAUUUUGGAAACGUUCCUUUGUACCAGGCUGUGUAACUUAGCAGACCCUGACCAAACCGGUAAAUGCACUUAUUUUCUUUGUUAGUGAGAGUUAGAUGAGAAGUUUGAUGCCACUUUUGCGUCAGUCCAUUAAAUGUGAAGCUGGCCUUGGUGUAUCAUAGUUUUAGUUUGGCUUAGUUGGGCCUUAAAGACUGGUAACCAGGAGAAACAGUAGCCUGGCUCUGUCGGGACGUAACAAAAUAACAAACGUACAUCUUUUUAGAGGUGCUGUUAUACAGUAGGUGGAUUGUUUUUACCUUUUGGACAGAGCCAGGCUCGAGGUUUCAGUCUGUUCCCAGUCUUUAUGAUAAGCCUAGCUAACAGUCUUCUGGCAUCAGCGUCAUAUUUAAAGAAUAUUUCAAUUUAUGAGAGUGGCAUACAUUUUCUUGUCCAACUUUCAGCAAGAAAUUGAAUAGGUGUAUUUCCCAAAAUGUUCAAUACUUACUUUAAUGACAGCAUUCGUAACUUAUAAAAAGUAAUGAUCACAGGCACUAGGCAAAGGUGUAUAGAUGUUUGCUCAAAGACUGAGGAUAAUAUUGAAAACAUGAGGCAUUACAACCCAAAUAAGAAUCUCGUAUUAGCCACAGACUUGUUUUUGUGUUUCUCAAAAUGUGGCUUUUCAAAGUGUAAAUCUUGUGUGUGUGUGUGUGUGUGUGUGCGUCUGCGUGCACAUGUGUGUGUGCGUCUGCGUGCAUGUGUGUUUGUGCCUGUGUUUUCUGAUAUUUAAGUUAUGCACUGUGAUUUCGAUUGCAUUUCUUUAAACUGAUGUGCCAUGAAAGAGAUUUCAUGCUUGUACUGUCUAACACCUCUAUACUCGUGUGCUGUAUGAUUCAAUUUUAUGGUGCGUUCCAAAUACUUAACAUGCUGAAUAUCUUUCUGUCAGUUAUGCAAAGAUGAUGAUGUGCUUUUAAUUUUUUAUUUUGCACAUUUCAAAUGAUCUCUACUGUUUGUAUGAAUCGCUGUACAUUUUCACAUCCUUAAGCUACUGAAAUAUUCACUGUUGAAUAGGCUUUAAAUAUGGGUCAUCAUGUCCCUCAGUAUUGGUUCAGCUACACUGCUGCUUUAAGCCUGGAGGAGUUAGUCUUUAGUUCAUGAGCUACUUUUGCAAAUUGUAAAGUAUACUGCUGCUGCCUUUUGAAUUGAUUGUAAUUUGUGAAUUCUGUCAAAUGGUACAAAUAGAUGAAAGGUCAGGCGUUAUUGACAUGUGUGCAGCUAAAGCUGAUCAAUCAUCCUGUCAGCUUAGGUCCGAUGUAGACCUGUCCUUUAUCUGCAUCCUGAUUACAUUUGGUUCACUUGCUGUCGGGAGGAAAACAUUCACUUAAUAAACAGUUUGCAAAAGCAGA